CCAAGUUCAACACGGAUGCUCGUAUAUAAAACAAAUGAAAUGAGCAAGCUAGCUAGCUGCAGAAACUGAACCACAUGACCAUGAAGUUGUAGCAGUGGCGGUAGUCGUGAUGAGUUAAAACAAUAUUAUCAGCGAUACCCAACCUUUGUCUGUAUACUGAAUCAAUGGCGGAUGGAUGCUCCUGGGGAAAUGGCGCCAUUGCAUGAGAUGAGAAUCUGCCCACCUCAACUGGCGCUGCUCGUUGUUAAUUAAUUAGCGACUCUCCGAGUUUAAUUAAUUCAGGAAACAAAGUAUACUAUUAUCAAUUCUAAUUAAAUGACUAGUUAAAUCCGAGCACGAGAGGAACCCAGCUGGAAUCAGGAGACUUCCCCUCUCCUCCCUUCCCUUUUUCCAUGGCCCUCUAUAUAAAGGCCGCGAAACCAAGAGGCUUUCACCACACAACCAAAUCAAUUUAGAGAAAGAGAGACUAGAUCUCGCCGGAGGCCAAGUCGAGAGAAAGAGAGAGGGCAAGAGAAAAAGAGAGGAAAGGCAAAUUUUGUUGUUUGUUUUUUUUUCGGGGUGGUUCAUUGAUACUCGAAAAAACAGAACAAUGGGAGGUUGGGCUAUUGCAGUGCACGGUGGCGCUGGGGUGGACCCAAAUCUCCCUCUUCAGCGACAGGAAGAGGCCAAACGCCUCCUCACUCGCUGCCUCAAUCUCGGCAUCUCUGCUCUCCGCUCUAAUCUCCCCGCCAUUGACGUUGUCGAACUCGUUGUUCGGGAGUUGGAAAGCGAUCCCCUGUUCAAUUCCGGGCGUGGGUCUGCUCUCACAGAGAAAGGCACGGUGGAGAUGGAAGCCAGCAUCAUGGACGGCACCAAGCGGAGAUGCGGCGCCGUUUCCGGCGUUACCACCGUGAAGAACCCAGUCUCACUAGCCCGCCUGGUCAUGGAAAAAUCCCCUCAUUCUUACCUCGCCUUCUCCGGCGCCGAGGACUUCGCCAGGCAACAGGGAGUCGAAAUGGUGGAGAAUGACUACUUCAUCACGGAGGAAAACGUCGGAAUGUUGAAACUGGCCAAGGAAGCCAACUCCAUCUUGUUCGACUACAGGAUCCCGCUGCCAGGGACCUGCGCUGCAGGGGCAGCAGCCACCAACACCCCAAUCCGCAUGAACGGCCUGCCGAUCAGCGUCUACGCCCCGGAGACUGUGGGCUGCACGGUGGUGGACAGCCAGGGUCGAUGCGCCGCCGCCACGUCGACGGGCGGGCUGAUGAACAAGAAGAUCGGCCGGAUCGGAGACUCGCCGCUGAUCGGCUCGGGCACCUACGCGGGUAAGCUCUGCGGCGUGUCGUGCACAGGGGAAGGCGAGGCCAUCAUCCGCGCCACCCUCGCGCGCGACGUGGCGGCGGUGAUGGAGUACAAAGGGCUCGGCCUUCAAGCCGCCGUCGACUUCGUGAUCAAGGAGCGGCUCGACGACGGGAAAGCCGGGCUGAUCGCGGUUUCGAGCAAGGGGGAAGUGGCGUGCGGGUUCAACGCGAACGGGAUGUUCAGAGGGUGCGCCACUGAAGAUGGGUUCAUGGAAGUUGGGAUCUGGUAAAAUGAAAAAUCAGAACUUUAGAACGAAAAGAUGGAAUCUUUAGGGGGUUUUGAUGUAUGGGUCUCUUUCUAUGUAGUUCUAAAUCAGUUUAGUCUCUCUCUCGGUAUGUGUCGCCUUUGAUGAUCUAAAGCGGGCGCCAUACCUAGCUUGUAUGUGGGGUGGGAGAUCUCUGUCUCUAUUGUGCUUUGGUUGGAUUGUAGUUUUCUUAAUUGGUUUCCCCGAUUAAUGGUGUGUUUCUACCGUAAACAUGAUUAUGUUUACUAAUGUUAAUAUUAAGGUGGCGUUACUGAGAAAGAAGUUUGACUGGGAAAGCACGAGUUCGACUUCGGACCAUGAAAUACCUCCUCCUGGGGAGAUAGCAGACAAAAAAAAUACCUGAAGUAAGAGAGGGCCAGGGAGAGAAGGAGGCCGAGCGCAAUACAAUGAAAGCAGAACCUGUGAAAGAACAGGUCAUAGUUACAAAUGACCCAAUAACACCAAAUAUUGAUGGUCCCCAAUCAGUUCAAAAUCCAGGUUUAGGACGGUUGGGUAUCGGAGGGGCUCUACAACAGUUUGUCAUGGGUUCAGACUCAGUGGUGCAUCACCAGAGAAACAGAAAUAAAGUCUGGCGCAAACAGGAGCAGACUAAGGAACGGGUACACACCCCUACACAAAUAACCCCCCAGAAGAGGAAUGUUCAGAAUACUGGAGAGCAAGGAAACAUCGAAGAGGCAGCUGAACUACAAGCUAAGAAUGCUAAUAAACUGACUUUCAAGCUUCCUGAAGAGAUAGCUCACACAAAAAACUCUGAAAUUGCAAAGGAUGGCGAGGACUCUGCCAAGGAGCGGAGCCGCCCAGCUCAAUGAGUCUUUUGAUCGAGCUACAACUGUCGUGGUAUCGGGAAUACCCCGGCAGUUGAGAAGCUUAAGACAUUAUUACGUCAUACAAAUCACAUGUCGUUUUCCUUAUGGAAACGAAACAAUAUGAGGAAGAAUGGAAAAAGAAAAUUAAAGAGCUUGGUUUUUUUUAUGGAAAAGGCGUGGCAGCAGGUGAGAAUAGAGUGGGGGGACUAUUGAUGAUGUGGAAAGAAGAUAUUGUGGUGGAGGUUAAGGGGAGAGAUCUACACUACAUAGAUGUGCAAAUCAAGCUGCCAAAUUACAGUCAGACCUGGAGGCUGACAGGGAUCUAUGGGUGGCCUGAAACAAGUCAUAAACAACAAACAUGUGAAUUAAUGGAAAGACUGAGCCAACAGGUUCAGUUACCAUGGUUAGUGUUUGGGGAUUUCAACUUAAUCAUAGACUAUCUGGAGAAAAGUGGAAACCGAGAACCUGAUGCAAAGGAAAUGGAAAUGUUCAUGGAAGCAAUUGAGUUUUGCAACCUAGAAGACUGUGGCUAUUACGGUCUAACUUUCACCUGCGAAAAUAACCGGGCUGAUCAAGACUAUACAGAAGAGAGAUUGGACAGAGCUAUGGGAAACAAGGAAUGGAAGGAACUUUAUCCAAACAUGAGAGUCUACCACUUGGAGAGAUGCGGAUCAGACCAUGUACCCAUUCAAGUCAAACUUGAUUUGGAGGAAGAAGAUAUUACUUGGAGAUGGUCUUUUCAUUAUGAACCAUAUUGGAAGAAGCAUGAGGAUUUCAAUAAGAUAAAUGAAGAGGCAUGGAAUCAACAAGAGGGAGUUGGAACUAUGGAGCGUAUAAAACAAUGUGAGGAUAAGCUGGUUACCUAGAGCAAGGAAGCUUUUGGUUCGCUGAACCUGAGAAGGAAGAAGGCAGAAAAAGCUUUACAGGCUCUGGAAAAGAGAAAACGAACCAAGUCAAUGCUACAAUAGAGGAAAGUACUUGAACAAGAACUGAACAACAUCAUCCUCCAAGAAGAAAUAAAGUGGAAACAUAGAU
Molecule: messenger RNA, 3447 nt
Organism: Linum trigynum
Lineage: Eukaryota; Viridiplantae; Streptophyta; Magnoliopsida; Malpighiales; Linaceae
Source: the annotation of a GenBank genome assembly